Molecule: messenger RNA, 1660 nt
Organism: Brassica oleracea var. oleracea
Lineage: Eukaryota; Viridiplantae; Streptophyta; Magnoliopsida; Brassicales; Brassicaceae
Product: metal tolerance protein 9
Exons: 7
Coding region: 102-1307 (401 amino acids)
Biological process (GO): transmembrane transport; monoatomic cation transport
Cellular component (GO): membrane
Molecular function (GO): monoatomic cation transmembrane transporter activity
Source: RefSeq, a predicted model, not a curated record
UAUUUGAUAUAUAAAUAGAGAGAUUCCCAAAAAUAAGCAACAAUAUUUGUUUGUCACGGAACUUCCCCCAGAAAAUCAGCAGAGAAAAAGAUAUCGAGAAUAUGGAGACGACGAAGGAGCAUCAUCUCGGCGUUAGUGGACAGGACUACAUUGUCGACCUUCUUCCGAACGAUGACGAUGACCGCUCGUCUCCACCGUCUUCGUGGCGUCUCAGCCUCGACACGUUCCGCCUCCCUUCUUCUUCUCCCCUGUCCUCUCGCCGUACUCGCUUGUCCCGUUAUCUCCGGACUCCAAAAAAGGAACGUAAAGUUUCUGAGUACUACAAGAAGCAAGAGAAGCUGCUUGAGGGUUUCAAUGAAAUGGAAACAAUCAACGAAACUGGUUUUGUCUCUGGAGCUCCAUCUGAGGAAGAGCUGAAGAAGCUAGCCAAGAGCGAGAGGCUUGCAGUAAACAUCUCAAACGCAGCAAACCUUGUGCUUUUUGUAGCCAAAGUUUAUGCUUCUGUUGAGAGUAGAUCUAUGGCUGUGAUUGCUUCAACUUUGGACUCUCUCUUGGAUCUCUUGUCUGGAUUCAUUCUAUGGUUCACUGCAAACGCCAUGAGCAAACCAAACCAUUUUCACUAUCCAAUCGGAAAACGAAGGAUGCAACCUGUGGGGAUCAUUGUGUUUGCCUCUGUCAUGGCAACUCUUGGGCUACAAGUGUUGCUAGAGUCAACUAGACUACUAGUUUCCAAGAAUGGUCCCCAUAUGAGCAGCACCGAGGAGAAAUGGAUGAUUGGAAUCAUGGCUUCUGCUACAGUCAUCAAGUUUCUCCUCAUGCUUUACUGCAGAAGUUUUCAAAACGAAAUUGUCAGAGCCUAUGCACAAGACCACCUCUUUGAUGUCGUCACCAACUCGGUCGGUUUAGCAACAGCUGUCUUGGCUGUAAAAUUCUACUGGUGGAUUGAUCCCUCUGGUGCUAUUCUCAUUGCUUUGUAUACAAUCAGCACAUGGGCAAGAACGGUACUAGAGAAUGUUCAUUCGCUUAUUGGACGCUCUGCACCGCCUGAUUUCUUGGCGAAACUAACGUUCUUGAUAUGGAACCAUCACGAGAAGAUCAAACACAUUGAUACAGUGAGAGCCUACACGUUUGGGUCACACUACUUUGUUGAAGUUGAUAUUGUUUUGCCAGAGGACAUGAGGCUGCACGAAGCUCACAACAUCGGAGAGACUCUUCAGGAGAAGCUCGAGCAACUCUCUGAGGUCGAGAGGGCUUUUGUCCAUAUUGACUUUGAGUUCACUCAUCGUCCCGAACACAAGUACAAGUAAAUCAUAGAAUAAAUCCAGACAAGAGAUCCAAGAGAGAGUCCAAAGUUGAAGCAAUCACAGCCAUAGAUCUACUCUUCACUGAAGCAUAAACCUUUGCUACAAAAAGCACAAGGUUCGCUGCGUUUGAGAUGUGUACUGCAAGCCUCUCGCCCUUUGCAAGCUUCUUCAGCUCUUCCUGUUAAAAUCAAUUAACAAAAAUGCUCCAGACACAAAACCAGUUUCAUUGAUAGUCUCCACCAUCUCAUUGAAACCCUGAAGCAGCUUCUCUUGCUUCUUGUAGUACUCAGAAACUUGUAUUUGUGUUGGGUAUGUGGACAGGGUAGUGUUGGUUUAUAUGGAUAUUAUUGUCAAUA